Messenger RNA from Wickerhamiella sorbophila, 1053 nucleotides. Its product is annotated as Saccharopine dehydrogenase-like oxidoreductase. Lineage: Eukaryota; Fungi; Ascomycota; Dipodascomycetes; Dipodascales; Trichomonascaceae. Bases 1 to 1053 code for a protein of 350 amino acids. The record is from RefSeq and is a predicted model, not a curated record. The transcript has a single exon.
AUGAGCAAACACGAACUUUUGGUUUACGGGGCUUACGGCUACACAGGCAACCUGAUUUGCCAGCACUUGGAGAGUCUUGGCGAACAAUUCAUUGUUGCUGGACGUGACGAGGCCAAGACCCAGGCGCUUGCCAAACAGUACAACAGGCCCGCCAAGGUUUUUUCGCUUGAUAACCGUAAAGCUACGGUGGAGGCUCUAAAGGAUGUUUCCGUCGUAUUGCACUGCGCUGGCCCUUAUUCUGCUACCUCGAAGCCAAUGGUCGAUGCUUGUAUCGAAGCAAAAGCCCACUAUCUGGAUAUCACUGGCGAGUACAAAGUCAUCGAGGCAGUAGCUGCGCGUGAUAGCGAGCUUCGCAGCGCCGGUAUUCUGGGCAUGCCAAGUGUCGGAAUGGACGUGGUUCCCUCAGACUGUAUCGCUGUGUAUGUCGCCGAGAAAUUGCCGUCGGCGACUGACCUCAAGAUCUUCAUCCACGCCACGGGUGCGCCAUCUCCUGGCACGCUCAAGACAUCUCUCGAGCAAGCUGGCCAGCCAAGCAAAAUACGCAAGAAUGGCAAAAUUGUGGACGUUCGAUUCGGUAGCAUGAUCGAAAAAGUAACUUUCCCCGACAACUCGCAGAAGACUUUGGUGAACAUGCCUUGGGGUGACAUUGCCUCGGCAUACUAUUCGACGAAAAUUCCCAAUAUCUCAGUCUACAUGAACGUGGUGACCCCAAUGAUGGCCAGAAUGAGCUAUUACACCGGCCCCUUGUUGCGCACAUCUCUUGCCCAAGCUGCUCUUCGCGGUAUGGUCAACUGCUUCGUUACCGGUUCCGAUGAAACCCAGCGCGACUCCACCUCGUCCGAGUUCAUCGCAAUUGCUUCUGAUGAUAAAGGUAACGAACGCAAAGCCUACUUGAAAGUCAAAAAUGGCUAUGCUUUCACUGUGCUUUCGGCCGUUGAGAUUGCCUUGCGGGUAAUGAAGGGAGAUUUCAAGCCUGGCUUUUAUUCCCCGGCUACUUUGUACGGCGCCGAUUUAGUUCUAGAUAUUAGCGGCUCUGAACGUAAAGAUCUCUAA